Meloidogyne enterolobii is the source of this 189-nucleotide messenger RNA. Lineage: Eukaryota; Metazoa; Nematoda; Chromadorea; Rhabditida; Meloidogynidae. The record is from the annotation of a GenBank genome assembly.
AUGGUUGUUUCUGGUUUGCCUGAAAGGAGAGAUGAUCAUGUUUCUCAAAUUGCACAAAUGUCUCUUGCUUUAUCACAUAAAGUCAAAAAUUUUACAAUAAGGCAUAGACCCAAUGAACAAUUAAAAUUAAGAAUUGGAAUUCAUUCAGGCAAAAGAUUAAUUUACAAAUUAUUUUUCCCUCUUUUUUAG